Molecule: messenger RNA, 1237 nt
Organism: Racocetra fulgida
Lineage: Eukaryota; Fungi; Glomeromycota; Glomeromycetes; Diversisporales; Gigasporaceae
Source: the annotation of a GenBank genome assembly
CCAACAAGACCACCAAGAAAGCACCCGCAUUCAGCAAUUAAACCAAGCCCAAAAAAACCUCGCCCAAGCCCAAAAAGCCCUAGAAAAUUACCAACAAAUAACUAUCGACUACAACAAAGCUGGGGAAAUCAAAUACCAAAUUAUCCCCCACUUACAAGAAAAAAUCCGUGGUUUGGAACAACAGGCUAGCCAAAACACUUUGCGAAAAUACGCCAUUAGUCCAGAGGACAUUGCGACAACUAUUGCUAAAAAGUAUGAUUUGCCCUUAGGAAAAAUUUUACAAGACGAACAGCAAAAACUCCUUUUUCUCCCCAGCCUUCUCGCCCAACGAAUUAAAGGUCAAGACCACGCCUUACGGGUGGUCAGCGAGGCCAUUUUUCGGGCUCGGGCUGGUAUUCAGGACCCCCAUCGGCCCUUGGCUUCCUUUUUCUUUUUAGGGCCGACCGGAGUGGGAAAAACCGAAGUUGCCUUAACUAUUGCCGAACAACUUUUCGACCAGGAAAAAAACUUACUGCGUUUUGACAUGACCGAAUUUACCGAACCGCACUCCAUCAGCAAACUUAUUGGUGCUCCCCCUGGCUACAUUGGUUUUGAAGACCAACCACGCUUAGCAGCCGUGCGGGAAAAAAUGCAUAGCGUGCUAUUAUUCGAUGAAAUUGAGAAAUGCCAUUCCGAAGUAAUUAAUUUGCUGCUGCAAAUCCUCGAUAAUGGUUUUUUAACAUUAGCAGACGGACGCGAGGUUAAUUUUCGUAAUACUAUCCUCAUUUUGACUUCUAACCUCGGCUCAGAAUUAUAUUUUACCCCAGGAGAAACUGACGAAUUAGAAGGAAAAUUACACCACACAUUAAAAAGUUAUUUCCGACCCGAAUUUCUUAAUCGUCUCGACGAAAUAGUUUUCUUUAAUUCUUUAACUGCCGAAGUAGUGCAGGAAAUUAUUAGGCAAGAAUUAGCAUUAUUUAUUCGACGAGUAGACCAGGAAAAAAAUAUCAAAUUACACUACGACCAACAGGUAAUUGAGAAAAUAUUUCAGGAAGCCUACUCGCCUGAAUACGGUGCUCGUCCGGUGAAAAAAUACCUUGAAAAACAAAUUGGCAGCCUAAUUGCCCGGGGCAUUAUCGCCCAAUUUUUAAAAAGUGGCGGUAAUUAUUUGUUAGAACUAGAAGCCGGAACGCAAGACAUUAAAAUUUCCAAUUUCUCCUUUUUGGCCGAGAAAAUAAAAAAAUUAAUUCGUUCCUAA